UAUGGUAUAUAGCCCAAAAUGCGUGCUAGAUAGACUGCUAAUCUAGUAAAUUCGACUUAAUAAAAUAAAUAAUUUGAACUAGUCAGUAGUAUAAAAAAAAGAAUCAUGAGUGAAGCGGACUUGCCGACGAAUGAUGUGAAAAUCAAGCCCUUUUUAAUAGGAGUCGCAGGAGGCACUGCUAGUGGAAAGAGCACUGUUUGUAAAAGAAUUAUGGAAAGAUUAGGACAAGUAGACAUGGACCAAAAAACCAGGCAGGUAGUUAGCAUUUCUCAAGACAGUUUCUAUCGAGAACUGAGUCCUUCUGAAAUUAGCAAAGCAGAGAAAGGCCAGUUUAAUUUCGACCAUCCCGAUGCUUUUAACCAAGCCUUGAUGUACGAUACUUUAAAGGAUAUUUUAAAUGGCAAAAUUGUGCAAAUACCUGCAUACGAUUACAGAAAUAACUCUGUAAGUAAAAAUGAAAUUCUCACGAUAUAUCCUGCGGAUGUUGUGCUAUUCGAAGGAAUCCUAGUAUUUUACUUUCCGGAUGUUAGGAAUUUGUUCCAUAUGAAGUUAUUCGUAGAUACUGAUUCCGAUACUAGAUUAGCUAGAAGAGUUCCUCGAGAUAUAAACGAAAGGGGUAGAGAUCUGGAUCAGGUCUUGAAUCAGUACAUGAAUUUUGUGAAACCAGCUUUUGAAGAAUUUUGUUCUCCUACGAAACAAUUUGCCGAUGUUGUCAUCCCUAGGGGCGCUGAUAAUUCUGUGGCUAUAGAACUUAUUGUACAGCACAUCCGUGACAUUCUUGACGUGGGCAAGCGACCCUUGAAUAGGGGACAGCGCAUUUCACCACCGAAAUUAGUCAGCACGCCCGACAGCUCUCCUUCGAAGAAGAUUGGAGACCAUUUAUUUAAGAGACCGCAUUGAUUAGACGAGCUUCAUGAAUAAGAUAUUAGCCUUAUUGAGUACUUAUUGACCCAUUUUAUUUACUGGUUUCAAAUGGGCAAUUACCUGUUGUAAGUUUAUCAUGGGAUUUUGUUUUCUGUGGAAAUCAUUUCGCUUUAUUUCACGAAUUAUUCUAGUUGGAAUGUCGAAUAAUUUGUUACGGGGCAUCUCUCUAAUCGAAAACAAGUAGAAAUUGGCGGAUAUUCCAAUUUUUCGAAAGAAAAAUUUGUACUUAACAAUUGCAUAUCAUAUCCACUAAUAAAAAGCAAUACUUUCUGAUAUUGAAAUACAGGGUGUCCCGCGUAAUAACCGACACAGGAAAGUGGUAGUCCAAAAUAUGCUGUUUAACCCAGCUUAACUUAAUACAAAGUUACAUUCCUGAGAAGUUAUAUGCCUUCAAAGUGGAGUUACAAAUUAAAAAAAUAUCUGAGUAAUACUCAAACUUAAAACAACUAAAUUUAGUAUAAUUCAUAAAUACUUUGUAGCAUUAAUCGAUAGGAGAGGUCAAUUGAUCAAUUUU
Molecule: messenger RNA, 1438 nt
Organism: Phyllotreta striolata
Lineage: Eukaryota; Metazoa; Arthropoda; Insecta; Coleoptera; Chrysomelidae
Source: the annotation of a GenBank genome assembly